AUGAGAUGGAUUAGGUUUAUCUUCAUAUUGUUUACUAUAGCAGCCCCAACCCCUAUUUCAUCAUUAGUACAUUCAUCAACAUUAGUAACAGCAGGAGUUUAUUUAAUAUUACGAUUUAGAUAUUUAUUUAAUAACCACUUUUUAUACUUUGUUUCUAUUAUAUCAUCCUUAACUAUAUUUAUAGCUAGAUCAAGAGCAACUAUAAAAUUUGAUAUAAAAAAAAUCAUUGCACUUUCAACCUUAAGUCAAAUUAGAUUAAUAAUUUUAACAAUUACAAUAAAUUUACCUAAACUAGCAUUUUUCCAUUUAAUUACACACGCAAUAUUUAAAUCAUUAAUUUUUCUUUGUUCAGGAAUUAUAAUUCAUAAUUUUUAUAAUCAUCAAGAUAUUCGAUUUAUAUCUUUUAUAAAUUUAAACUUACCUUAUACUAAUUUAAUUUUUAAUAUCGCAUCACUAACUUUAUGUGGAUUACCCUUUCUUUCAGGAUUUUAUUCAAAAGAUCUAAUUAUUGAAUUUUUUUUAAUAAAAAAUUUUAACUGAUUAAUAUUUAUUAUAAUAUUUUUAUCUAUGGGGUUAACAAUUACAUACUCAUUACGAAUAAUUUUUUACAUCUCAAUAAAAAAUACAAAAAUUUCCUUAAUAAAUUUACCUAAAUCUUUUAAUUUAAUAAAUUACUCAAUUAUUUUAUUAUUAUUUAUAUCCAUAGUUUAUGGUUCAAUUUUAAAUUGAUUAAUAUUCUCCUCCCUAAAUAAAAUUUUUCUACCUAUAAAUUUAAAAUUAAUUAUUUAUAAAUUUAUAAUUUUAGGUAUUAUAUCAGGACUCACCUUAUCUUAUAUUAAAAUUAAUUUUUUUAAAAUAAUUUUUUUAAAAAAAAUUUAUUACUUUAACAAUAUAAUAUGAAUACUACCUAAUUUAUUAAAAAAAAAUAAAAAUAAUCUAAUAAAUUUUAAUAAUAAAUUAAUUUUUUUCAGAGAAACCUCUUGAUUAGAAAUAAUUUCAUCUAAAAUUUAUAU
Molecule: messenger RNA, 1013 nt
Organism: Diachasma alloeum
Lineage: Eukaryota; Metazoa; Arthropoda; Insecta; Hymenoptera; Braconidae
Product: NADH-ubiquinone oxidoreductase chain 5-like
Exons: 2
Biological process (GO): ATP synthesis coupled electron transport; electron transport coupled proton transport
Molecular function (GO): NADH dehydrogenase (ubiquinone) activity
Source: RefSeq, a predicted model, not a curated record